UCCCAAUUUUUGGAUGACUUGAAUUUAUCUUUCUCUCUUUACUAUGUUUCCUUAAUAUGUCUUUCUUUUACUUAAAAGUAUUUAGCUAGGAUGAUAUCAUGCAUAUUCUCUUUCACUAAGAAAACUUCAACCACACUACACAAAAUUUCACGUCUUUCAAGAAUAGAUUAUGUUUGGUUAAGAAAAAAAAAGAAAGUUUAUUCAAUUUGAAUAUAUCAACGGUUCUUACAUUUAUCUAAUUUGUUCGCUCGACGAAUGCAAUCUUCAUACAAUGAUUUGUUUUUGCUAAACAUCUUGAUAUUACUCAGAAAAAAGGUUUAUUUUCAUGAGAAAUGUAAGAAUGUUUUUUUUGAAUGCUGGUUAAAAAUGUAAGAAUAUUCCAUAGAAAAAGGGAAUCAUGAUGGUUUAUUAGCGAAACCUAAAAAUUAAAAGCCAUGAGCUACUAUUAUACAAAUGAUUUGUUUAUGCCUCAGUUAGUACUAUUGCAUUAUUUGAAUUUAAAAUGUCAUAAGAUUCUAGAAAGCAUGUAAAAUAUAGAAGUUUCCAAAUGUAUUUUACUUGAUUAAUUCCACGACUUGUUUCAGUUAAAAGACGAGAGAAGAAUAAAUUAUUUUUUUUCCUUUGUAAUAUAUGAGUUUAGUUGUUCAAAAGUUUAUGUAGUUAUCUUCCUUAUUUGUAUCUUCUUAGCUGGAGAAGGUUUAGGUUACCGAAUCAAUCAAGAAGUAGGGACCAGAUCAGAGAAUCACAUUACUCCCACCUCCAAAUGAAAACGCAUCUCUCUAUUUCAUAUUAACCGAAGCCAACAUAUAAACUGUUGAGUGUUGACCAGUUUUCUUCAAAGUUUUUUUGUGGCUUCUAUCUGGUGAAUAACUUAAGGGAAAUUAGGUGAUAUAACCAAACAAAAAUCCAUAAUUCAUUAUAUAACCAAAAUCACACCCUCUCUCUUCUUCUCUCUUCCUAUCUCUCUCUAUCCAUUUUUUACAAAACUAAUUUUAUGUUUUUUUUGGUAUAUCACAAAUAAGCCCUAACUUCAAAUCUAUCAUAUAUUUAACCCAUAUAAAACUGCAAAUAGGUUCUUUAUCUACAUAGAACCAAUGGAACAAAUCGGAUUGUGCCCGCCCUAAAUGAAUCGUUUUCGAAAAUAUUUUACCGCAGAUUAGUCCCUGCUCGCAUUUUUUUCUUUGGCACUGAGGCCCAUUCAUUGUUUAUGGCCUGUCAACACAAAUCGAAAAUAACAUCCUGCUGUUUCGUUGUUCUCAUGGAAGAAUCCUUGUCAUUUCCCCACCCUAAAAACGUUGCAUAGUCCAGUUUCUACUGUAAGCCAAAUGUAAGUCAAUAUCCAAGUCUAGAAUGGCUGUUAUGCCAAAGACAACUUGGAUAAAAGACAUCUUCACCACCAGAGAGAAUAUCUUUUCAAAGUCUACACCCUUUUCUGGUCAAAUCCUUUCACGACCAACUGGACCUUUGUAUCUAGGCUUCGAGAUCCUCAUAUUUGAUCUAGUAUACCCAUUUAUUCUUCAAGUCUCUCUUUUCUUUCGGAAAUUUCGCUAGCUCGUAUAGGUGAUUAUCAUGCAUUGACUGCAUCUCAUAUUGCAUAGUUUUUACCCACGCAUUCGCAUGAGUGUCUAUUUUCACUUCCUUAUGGUUUGAGGUUCUCUCUCAUCUGUAACAUUCACAUACUCAUCCCAGUAGUAUCUUACAAAUGACCUUGUUUCUCUUAUUAGCCUUUUUUGCUCAUGUGUUGGAAGAUAUUCCUCUUUGGGCUCCAAUUGACCUUCACCAUCACGCCGCAUUAUUUCUUCUGAAAAUUGAAUCAACUAGGGUUGAACUGAGUCAAGACCAUUAACAUCUCUCAUAGCAGUUGAGUGCCCUCAAUUCAUCAAGGUAACAACAUGUGAAGAACCAAAUUCAUAUAUAUGAGGCCGAAUCUGAGUCAUAAACUAUAAUUUCCUCUUUGUGAAAAUUUAUGGAUCGAAGACAUCUUUUCUUAAAGAAUAUACGGAGAAGUUGGAGCAUAUCGAAGAAAUUAAAACAAUGCACGGUGGCUACAUAAACGGAAAAAAUAAAAAAGCGAGUGAGAAGAUAAAUACCUUUCGAUUUCAGAUGAAGUGAAGAAACAAAAGGGACAUUGUUCCUUAUAUAAGAGAAAUUGUGUGAAUCUCAAAGUAAACCAUCAUUAGGUCUAAGAUCUAGUUGUCAUAAAAUUUAGAAGACGCUUUGUAUUCUGAGAAAAAUGACGGUUUAACUUCCUGAAUAAUUGGUUCACCAGUUAGACAUUGAAUCCAAACCAGAUCUUUGGUAAACCAGGAUUUGUAUCCAAGAAUCAUUCAAGACACAAAUUCUCGAGUUCAUUUUCUUCAUAAGCAUGUUUGUUGCAAUUCACCAAGGCCGACUUUGACUCUCACAGAGAACCUAAGAGGACUUCCCAUUAGAGAUCGGUUAUGUUCUCUAUUCAGGGACCAUCACGUAAAGAACUCAGCCUAAAGGAUAGUGAAAACGGUUUGAGGAAAAGGAAUUUGGCCAAGAGAAUAGGAAAGACCUAGCUGAUUCCAUCUUAUAAAUAUAGCGGGAAAGUAUCUUAAGUAGAUACAUUCACAAUCUACACGAAGCGGCAUAUGUUAAGGGUUUAUAGUUCAUUGCUUUAAACUUUUCUUUAGCGAUUUCACUGCCUUAUUUUCCAAUUUCAAUACAUUCUCCUUGUAAUCAAUCGAGAUCCUACUAAUCAACGAGAUCUUACUUAUCAAUCGAGAUCCUCCUAAUAAAAAGAUUUUAAAUAAUUCACCAUUAAAUUCAUGAUAUCUUCAUGAGUACGCAAAAUUCCUAAUUCAUCAGUAUAUUUAAAUAAAAGAUGCCAAAAUGUCACCAAAGAACUUUUGAAAAUGAAGGUGUAAAAGGUGUUGUUGGACUCUACCAAUGGAUUCAACGUCUCGGCAUUGUGAUUUCUCAAAGAACCAAAUAUAAUGUGUAUAGUGAUGUGUAAUCAAUUCUAUAGCAUCAAAAUGCUACAAAUGAUGUUCACAAAAAAAAAGCAAGACUCAUCAUAAAAUCUAAAGAAAUAGUUUGCAAAGAAUUAACAUCAAAAAGACAUCCAAACGUGUACAAAAACAGUACACUUAAGUAAUUAGGCCAGCCUAAGGGAACGUAAAUAUUUGAGCCCAAAUCAAUGCAACAGCUGGGGCCAUUUGAUUCAUGUACGGAAAAAUUGUUGAUGGAAGGGUGAAGAAGUGGACGAGUCUUUAAGUUCGACCAACUUUUAACAGAAAAAAUACCAUAAAACACAAAUUUAAGUAGAUUCAUUUUCACUCUGGUUACAACAUUCCAAAUCAGAAAAAAUAAAACCAAUCUGAAUCACAAUAUUAUGAUUUUGGUUCUACUAAAAGACUAAUUUUUCUUUGUUUUUUUUUCUUAAAAUUAGUUUAAAUUCUCCUUCUCAUAUUUACUAUCGACAACAAAAACAUGAAAAACAUGUUUCAAAUAGUAUGUCACAAGAAAGAGGAGACCAUAAACCGAUCUAUAAAUGAUAUAAAACAUUAAUUUCGUUCAUAAUCAAUUGAUUUCUAGAAACAAAAAAUUGUUAGAACUAAACAUGUAUAACUCACUUACAGAACCAUGAGAGUGAGACACUUGAUAGCUCCAGUGUGUUUAACGAUGAGGGCAAGAGCCAAAACUUAGCCUAAAGAGUGAGCCACUACUAUGUCUAUGUGAAACCUUUUGAGUUUAUAUUGAGAUAUCACUGAUUUCUAAAUCAUAUAAAGUUAUUCUCUAAAUAUAUUCAAUUGGUCGCUUGGUUCUGACCUUCUUCUAUAACCCAAAAGAUCAACCGAAAAAAUUCUAUAACUCAAUUUGUAUUAAGUGUUAUGGGAUUUCAAUUCAAAAUUAGCGAUAAGUUGAUUGACACAUAUUUCUUAUAUAUUAUUGAUUUCUCAUUAAAACUCCUGAUGUGGGAGUUUAUAUUCACACACUUUGAUACCAAGAUAAGUUAUCAACUUAUUAAGUUGAUUGAUUUCUCAUUAAAACUCAUGAUGUGGAAGUUUAUAUUCACACACUUUGAUACCAAGAUAAGUUAUCAUAGUAUUCUAACUUAAAACCAAUUUGCAGUAAGUGGGUUGACUCAACUCUCUUAUAUAUUAGUGUUGGUCCAUCCAAAUCAUCGAGUGGGAUCUCAAAAAUUUGGCAGAAUAAAAAAGUUUUGGCAAGAGAGUCUUAGUCAAACAUGAGGAUGAUAAGAAACCAUGUAUCAACACAACAUUUUCAUUAAAUACUCUAUUUAUUGAUCUCUUGGUUAAAACAUUGUUUACCAUUUGUUUUCUUUUAAACAAAGUUUUGUGUUUUAAAUUAAAAAUAUUUGUUGUUUUCUUAGUUGACUUUACAAUAAAUAAUUAGUUAAUUAGGUUAUAGGUUAUAACCUACACCCAAAGCAGAAUGAGAUAUUUUAUAAAAUAUUUGUUAAAUAUCUAAGUUUUUAAAAAUUAUUAAAAAAAGAUAUUUAAAUAUAUUGUAAUGAUUUGAUUAAUUUUAAAAUUCAAUUCAAUUCAAGUAUAAUAUUGCUAUUAAAAUUUUGAAAUUAAAAUAGUUAUGGAUUUUAAGAUGUUAUAUAAUUUAAUUUAAACGAUAUUUUAUAUAUAUAUAUAUAUACAUUUUUUAAUUUGAAAAUAUAUUAAAUCAGGUUUUCUACUCAUAUUGUUUAUGAUCAUUUAUAUAUUUUUAUUAUAAACAUUUAAACCAGUGAUCACAAAAUUUUCAAUAUGGGACUUUAACAAUUUUAGUAAUUUAUAAUUUUUUAAAAAACAAUUCAAAAAUAAGAAAACAUCUAUUUUUUUAUUAUAUGGUUAAUGUGAUUGUUUAAUUUAUUUUAUUAAUAUAACAUUAAAAAUGAUAAAAUUAAUAAAAAUUGUUAUCAAAUUUUUAUUAGUAAGCAUCAUAAAUUAUCAAAUAUAUUUUAAAUCACAUUAUGUAAUUUCUGAACUUUUAUUAAGGAAAUAUGAAUUUUAUUUAAUGUGUUAUAUGAAAAUGUAUAUAGUAAUAGCACAUUAACUUUUUAUAAGAAUAAUUAUGGUUAUGACACAUCAACAAUUUUUUGAAAAUUAUUAUGAUGACGACACCUCAAAAUGACUGCAUUAAAGUUCACUUAAUAUGAAAAUAAAUGAAUUAUGUUGUUGUUCAAAACAAAAAAAAAAAAAGGAUUAUGUUUGAAAAUAACACACAUUGACACUAUCUGCUGCUUGAAAAGGUAAUGAUCAGUUGACAUCACUAGUGCUUGCAAACGGGAUAUUGCCUAAUGUAAAUGUCUAUAGGGUCUUGAACGAGCUUACAAAUCUGGAUGCUGCUUGUGUCGACGACGUGGAUAAUCAAGAUAGAGAUGCUUGUAGAGUUCGGUGGAACCAGAAGGGUGCAUCAUAUCGGCAGGCUGCAUAUCGGUUGACCUGGAACCAAACAAGUUGAGAUUUUGUCUCAAAGGUAUUUCCCCGACAUAGCUACUUGAGAGAGUCAAAAUUUGGCUACUUAUAAUUUAGUUCCUAAGGGUUAUAAACUUAUAGCUUAACAUGAAAGCAAGGAGUUUCACAAUGUUCAUCGUCAGAGCCAAUACCAAUCGCCAAUCUUUCGUACCAACCUACCAUAUUCACUCCUGGUUAGUCUCAGAACCACAGUUUCCGCUAUACUGACCAAAAAUCUAAAUUUAAACCUAUGAAGAAAACUAUCAAACUAGACCCUUGAAGAAUAUGGUGAAAUCAUCUGUACACAAUCAUGUACUUUUUUAGCAAUUCCUUAACAAAAGCAAAAAAAAAAAACACAGACCAAGAACGAUCUGUAAAGCAGUUUAGUUAAAAAUAAAAUAACAGAAACCAUAAAAAGAAGAAGCAAAUGAUUGAAAAUUUAUGAAUAAAGAAAGUUUAUAGACAAUUAAAAACAAAAAGAACUAAAACCCACUUAAAGAAUACAAUACCUUUCCUUUGUAGCCUUCACAAAGCUUAGCAUCAAAAACUCGUUUCUCUCCUUAGCCACCAAGAAACCUAUAACUCUACAUAAAACCAUAACAAGCUUCUUUACUUUUAAAGCUUUAAUCUCCCAUCUGCAAGAACAAGAACUUGCUACACAAAAACACACGUUUCAGGUUCCAGAGUUUGUGAAGAUAUGAGUGCAGACUGGGGACCUGUGAUUGUAGCAGUAGCUCUGUUCAUUCUACUCUCACCAGGAUUGCUCUUUCAGCUACCGGCAAGAACAAGAGUGAUGGAGUUUGGUAACAUGAGCACAAGCGGCAUUUCGAUUUUGGUCCACGCCAUUAUAUAUUUCUGUAUACUCACUAUCUUGAUCAUUGCCAUACAAAUUCACAUCCAUAUCUGAUCUUGUAGUGUAACACAGAUAAGCUUCUUUGGAUUCAAAGUUUGUCUUUUUCCGCUAUUUUAUUUUGAUAAUCUCUGAUUCUUGGGUAAUAGUGUUUCAAGCAGAGUGACAACAAAUGGUUGUAUACAAAUAAAUAAUAUGUAAUUUUGUAUUUUCCUACAUUUAAUUUCUAACCUUGAAGUA
Brassica rapa (field mustard) is the source of this 6525-nucleotide messenger RNA. RefSeq lists its product as uncharacterized. The record is from RefSeq and is a predicted model, not a curated record. Lineage: Eukaryota; Viridiplantae; Streptophyta; Magnoliopsida; Brassicales; Brassicaceae.